Molecule: messenger RNA, 738 nt
Organism: Mucor velutinosus
Lineage: Eukaryota; Fungi; Mucoromycota; Mucoromycetes; Mucorales; Mucoraceae
Exons: 4
Coding region: 1-738 (245 amino acids)
Biological process (GO): protein dephosphorylation
Molecular function (GO): protein tyrosine/serine/threonine phosphatase activity
Source: RefSeq, a predicted model, not a curated record
AUGCAAAGAUUGCAUCCUGAGCAGCAAAACUCGUCGCUAGGCAUCAGCAAAGCACUGCAAGAGGAAGUGCGCAUGAUGGAGGACGCAGAAAAUAACAGCAGUGGUGGCCCCAUUGUAAAGAAAUCGUUGACUGACGCCAUGUUCAAAGUGCCCACCAAAGAGGCCAACUUCUUCACCUGGGUAAGGUUCUAUAUUUCGCUUUACUAUAACAAGUUGGCUGUCAAUUGCUUUGGAUGUCUCACAGGAUGGGAAUGGUACAAUAGAGUGGAUGAUUAUAUAAUACUCGGUGCACUACCAACUCCCUCGCAGAUCAAGAAAUUGCACAACCAAGAGAAAGUGGAUACCAUUGUCAACCUGUGCUUGGAGUUUCCUGGAUACGAGAAAUUGUAUAAAGAUAUGGAUAUUACACAAAUUCGAUUAGAAACAGCUGACUUUUCAAUACCGUCUAUCGAUUUGAUCCACCGUGGCAUAUGCGAAAUCAUCAAACGAAAGCAAGAAAGACCGAAAAGCACAAUCUAUUUGCAUUGCAAAGCCGGCAGGGGCAGAAGUGCUGCAAUUGCCAUUUGUUAUCUACUACGAACAUAUAAUCUGAAUCUGAGUGAUUGCCAACGUUUGCUGCUUGAUAAACGACCACAGGUGGAUAAGGAUUUGGUGCAGUCUGACGAGAUCCGAUUGUACUACAAAAGCCUAUUAGCAGAUCUUGAGGCUGGCAGAUACUGUAGACAACCCCUCAAUUGA